Molecule: messenger RNA, 3848 nt
Organism: Sinocyclocheilus grahami
Lineage: Eukaryota; Metazoa; Chordata; Actinopteri; Cypriniformes; Cyprinidae
Product: protein transport protein Sec31A-like
Exons: 22
Coding region: 42-3206 (1054 amino acids)
Biological process (GO): endoplasmic reticulum organization; COPII-coated vesicle cargo loading; endoplasmic reticulum to Golgi vesicle-mediated transport
Cellular component (GO): endoplasmic reticulum exit site; COPII vesicle coat
Molecular function (GO): structural molecule activity; protein binding
Source: RefSeq, a predicted model, not a curated record
AAGUCGCCGCGUCGGUGGGCGGGGCUUGUUGUGCCACGUUGAUGGACAGCAGAGCAGUGGGGACGUGGAGCUCCGUCCGUCUGCAGACAAACCUCACACAACCCCACAGAUCUCUUAAAGCGACCCCGCUGAUUCACUCUCGCGCUCGCGUCUGUGUGUGUGUGUGUGUGCGUGACCGCAAGAGCAGGAUGAAGCUGAAGGAGGUAAACCGGACAGCUAUGCAGGCCUGGAGUCCAGCGCAGCAGCACCCCAUCUGUCUGGCCGCAGGUACGUCGGCCCAGCAGCUCGAUGCCACCUUCAGCACCAGUGCAUCUCUGGAGAUCUUCGAGCUGGAUCUGGCUGAUCCCACUUUAGCCAUGAAGUCCUGCGGCUCUUUCUCCUCUCCGCACAGAUACCACAAACUAGUCUGGGGUCCACAUGGCAUUGAAGACCAGAGUUUGCCAUCAGGUGUCCUGAUCGCUGGAGGAGAGAACGGCAACAUCAUCCUCUAUGACGCCUCCAAAAUCAUUGCUGGAGACAGUGAAGUGAUCAUUUCCCAGAGCGAGAAACACACGGGACCAGUAAGAGCUCUCGACGUCAACUCGUCUCAGACAAACCUUGUGGCCUCUGGGGGAAAUGAGUCAGAAAUCUACAUUUGGGAUUUGAACAACUUAAGCUCCCCAAUGACGCCAGGACCCAAAACACAGCCCCUAGAGGACAUCAGCUGUGUUGCGUGGAACAAACAGGUGCAGCACAUCCUGGCCUCGGCCAGUCCCAGCGGAAAAGCUUCGGUCUGGGAUCUGAGAAAGAACGACCUGAUCAUCAAAGUCAGCGACCACAGCAACAGGAGAAUCCUUGCACCAAAAUUUGAUUUGAUGACGCAGCAUCCUGUUUCUGAGACUGAUCUUCUGAGUACCAGUGAUUGCCGGCCUGUGCUACAUGUCGAAGAGGUUUCUGGUUGUGCUGACCCAAAUAAAUCCAGGGCAACAGAGGCAGCGACACUGGAGGAGGUUGAGAAGAAAAGCACUGUCGAGGAAGAAGAAGAAGAGCCGCCUGCCGCUGAGACAUCGGACCUAGACGAGAUUCCUUCUGAAGAUGAAGAACCUGCUGCUGAGGAGACGUCCAACACAGACAUUACUCCAGCUCCUACUUCAGAUACCGUUAACCUCAAAGUCAGCCAGGACGUUGAUGGACUGAUCACCCAGGCACUGCUGACUGGCGAUUACGAAGCCGCUGUUAACCUCUGUCUGCAUGAUAACCGAAUGGCUGACGGCAUCAUCCUGGCUAUUGCUGGAGGUCCCGAGCUUCUGGCAAAGACUCAGAAGAAAUACUUCAGCAAAACUCAAAGCAAAAUCUCUAAGCUCAUUAGCGCUGUGGUGAUGAAGGACUGGUUGGACAUUUUGGAGACAUGUGACCUGCAGAACUGGAAGGAAGCUCUGGCUGCAGUAAUGACUUAUGCAAAGCCAGAGGAGUUCUCCUCACUCUGUGGUCUGCUGGGCUCCAGGCUGGAGGCUGCUGAGGACACGGCACUGCAGGCUCAGGCCUGUCUCUGCUACAUCUGCGCAGGCACGGUAGAGCAGCUGGUUGCCUACUGGGCCAAAGCUCAGGACUCCUGCAGCCCGCUGGCACUGCAGGAGCUGGUUGAGAAGGUGGUGGUCCUGCAGAGAGCUGUGCUGAGAGCUCAGGGUGGUGUUUCUCCUGAUAUGGGUGCACUGCUGGCAGAGAAGAUGAAUCAGUACGCCAGUCUGCUGGCAUCACAGGGCAGCUUACAGACAGCCAUAUCCUACCUGCCCACCAACACUCAACAGGUUGCUGUGCAUCAGUUGCGUGAUCGUCUGAGCAGAGCUCUGGGUCAGCAGCAGCAGUCUGGAGUGAGGCAGACGCUUCCCGCCGCUGUUCCAGUGCAGACAUACACACAACCUCAACCUCCACAGGUCCCCGCGCAGCCCGCCGCACACACUCAGUAUUACCCACAGGGUAGAUCCGCCUCUACUGUCACGUCCUGGAGUAACCAAACCCCUACAGCUCUGCCCAGUGUCCCUCGCCCGCUCGUGCCUGGCGCUGACCCGCAGGUGGAGUCCUCCGCUCCAGUCUUUGGCCUUCAGUCUCCAGUGAGCGCCUCCGCUCCCUUCAUGUUCUCCCAGCAGUACCAGAACUAUCCUCCUGCUCAGCAGUUCAUGCCUGCCGCCGGGACUCCUGGCAUCUAUCAGCCUCUUCAGUACUCUUCCUCUACGGCUUCUCCUCUUCCUCCUCCACCCUCAUCAUCCUCCUCCUCUGCCCCUGCUGUCUAUCCUCCACAGUUCAUGCACCCUGCCUCCUCUCAGCCAGCAGCUCCUCCUGUGAUUUCUGGGCCUCCUCAGGGCCAGCCUUUCUCUCCUCCUCCUCCUCUCUCUUCUGGCGUGUCUUUCCAGCACGGUGGGCCGGGGUCGCCCACGGCUUAUCUUCCUCCUCCGGUCGCCAGAGCUCCAGGUAUUCAGACUGAACCCGCUCUGAUUCCAGCCUUCCAGAGAGCAGGAGGAUUAAAUCAAGACUCAGCCUGGUCUUUGGAAGGACCUCAGAACGGCUGGAACGAUCCUCCCGCACUCAACAGAGCUCCCAAAAAGAAGAAGAUGCCAGAAAACUUCACUCCACCAGCCCCCAUUACAGCACCCAUCAUGGCCCCUCUAGGAGACCCUCAGGUCCCUGCUGCUGCCCAAACCAUGCAGACCCUUCAGCCGCAACAACAGCGUCCAGAUCAGCCUGUGGGCCCAGCCACCUUCAGCCCCAUCCAGCAGCAGCCACUGGGACCCCCGGGCAGAAACCCCAGCAUGCCUCGGGGCAACAUGGAGGGUGCGCCUGGAGCGCCAAUUGGAGAUGUCAUAAAGACCAUACCGACUGAGAAGAUCACUAAGAAGCCAAUCCCUGAGGAGCACAUGGUUCUGAAGACCACUUUUGAGGGACUGAUCCAGAAAUGCUUGGCUGCUGCUUCAGACCCGCAAACCAAGAGGAAGUUGGAUGAUGCUCAUAAGAGGCUUGAGUAUCUCUAUGACAAGCUGAGAGAGCAAACGCUGUCUCCAGCUAUCGUCGGUGGUCUGCACAAUAUGGCCCGCAGCAUCGAGUGCCGCUGCUACACCGACGGACUCAACAUCCACACACACAUCGUGAGCAGCAGCAACUUCAGCGAGACGUCUGCCUUCAUGCCCAUCCUGAAGGUGGUGCUGACGCAGGCCAACAAACUGGGUGUUUGAUAUCCACCGUCUGUAACACACACACACACCAACAAGUAUUCCCACACCCCUCAAGCCAUCAUUCCAGGACCAGAUGUGCAUAUACUUAACCGAUUCUUUGUUUUUUGUCUCAUGUGUUUUAAUGUUGUUGCUAUUAUUACAUAUUUGUAAUCCUGGCAGAGCCAAGUGCAAUAGGGCUUUCCCCUUUUACGUCUCCAGUUUUAAUGGUAAAUUAGCUUCAUAAAAUGAAAUGCGAGUUUUAUGUUUAGCGGCAAGCUAAUCGUUUCCAGUGCAUCAUUCUUAAGUUAUGCUGUUCAUUUGGCAUUAUUAGUUUGAUUUUUAAGAUGUUUACGAUUAUCGCAGCUCCUCUGCAUUUCAAUUUAUUUUCUGUGAAUCUUCUUUGAUUUACGUUAUGACAUCAUUUCUGCCGAUGAAGUUUGGAUAUGGCAUCAACGUAACAUGAUUAAAAAAAAAAUUGCCAUUCAUUUUUAUUUAAGCAGUUUAUUUGAUUUGGCAUUCGUACAAUUGGAAAUUCGCGAUUAAAUCUUGAUUGAUGUUUGUUUCAUAAUAAUGCUGCCUGUCUUUAUUGUACAUCACUGUGUGUUUUAGACAUCUUUUCAGAUCAUACUUCUGAAACAAAGGGGCAAAAAAAAAUUGUGUGGG